This is a messenger RNA of Ceratotherium simum simum (southern white rhinoceros), 2252 nucleotides long. RefSeq names its product membrane associated ring-CH-type finger 9 (gene MARCHF9). Gene Ontology annotation, biological process: protein ubiquitination. The record is from RefSeq and is a predicted model, not a curated record. Gene Ontology annotation, cellular component: Golgi stack; trans-Golgi network. Lineage: Eukaryota; Metazoa; Chordata; Mammalia; Perissodactyla; Rhinocerotidae. Gene Ontology annotation, molecular function: ubiquitin-protein transferase activity; zinc ion binding.
GACGCCCUGUCGCUCAGCAGCAGCCUGGACAGCGGGCUCCGAACCCCCCAGUGCCGAAUCUGCUUCCAAGGCCCGGAGCAGGGGGAGCUCCUGAGCCCCUGCCGCUGCGACGGCUCAGUGCGCUGCACGCACCAGCCCUGCCUCAUUCGCUGGAUCAGCGAGAGGGGCUCCUGGAGCUGUGAGCUCUGCUACUUCAAGUACCAGGUCCUGGCGAUCAGCACCAAGAACCCACUGCAGUGGCAGGCCAUCUCCCUGACGGUCAUCGAGAAGGUCCAGAUUGCUGCCAUAGUGCUAGGCUCUCUCUUCCUCGUCGCCAGCAUCUCCUGGCUCAUCUGGUCGUCACUCAGCCCUUCAGCCAAGUGGCAACGGCAGGAUCUGCUCUUUCAGAUCUGCUACGGCAUGUACGGCUUCAUGGAUGUUGUCUGCAUAGGCCUCAUCGUCCACGAAGGCUCCUCUGUCUACCGUAUCUUCAAGCGCUGGCAGGCAGUGAACCAGCAGUGGAAGGUCCUGAAUUAUGACAAAACCAAGGACAUAGGAGGAGAUGCAGGGGGAGGGACGGCAGGGAAGCCGGGCCCCAGGACCUCACGGACGGGCCCCCCCUCUGGGGCCACCAACCGCCCCCUGGCUGCCCAGCGCAUGCGGACGCUCUUGCCUCAGCGCUGUGGUUAUACAAUCCUGCACCUCCUUGGACAGCUGCGGCCACCAGAUGCCCGUUCCAGUUCCCAUUCUGGCCGUGAAGUUGUGAUGAGGGUCACCACAGUCUGAACUGGACUCCAGGAGCAGGGAUCUUGAGUCAAUGCAUCGGCCAGAGAUGAGCUGUCAUGGCUGCUGGAGGUACCACCUGGACAAGGUGUUUGGGGCACACUGCCCCUACCACUGAGGAUCUCUGUGGGCAGCCUCGAGCUGGAGACAUUGUCUGGCCUCUACUGCUUGCUGGGUAGAGACACCUGGAUGACCUUCCAGCCCCCACUGACAGCUCCUCACACUCAUCCUGGGGCAGCCAGUGGGCAGGUGGGGAGAACAGCUCUUCUUCCCUAGAGAACCGUCCUUACCUCAGCUCCUAGGGCCUCCAGCCCCCCAGCUCCACCAUGGUGACUUGGUGAAGGGGGACCAAUGCCAGAAGAAAGGGGCUGUAGACCCCCCAUUCCCCACCCCCAUGGCCACAGGGCAGCUGGCAAUAAGACUAGUAUACAUUGACCUCCCGUUCCCUGCAUGAGGGCGGGGGGGGACUUCCCCCUGCUCCGCCCCCCAUUGCAUGGGGGGAGGGCAUAAAGAAUCAUUUAUAUGCACGUGGAGACUCCUUUCUCAUCUGGGGAUUUUCUGGAGGGUUGGGAGGUGUGGGGAGGUUUGUCUGCAGAAGUUGCAAAUCCCAAACGCAGCAGUGGGUUCUGAGUUGGAGGUGAACUCCUACUCGCUGGUGAAUAAUUCACACUGGCUGCUAGGUGGCAGUGCUCAGAGGUAUCUAAGGGGUGGACCUGCCACCUGCAAGUUGUGUGAUUUUAAAAAAACCUCUCCACCGUGGUUUUCCUGCCUACCUCAUAGGGUUGGAAUAAGGAUAAAUGAGGGACAGGUUGAAUGCCAUUGCAAAGAAAAUUAGUGAUGGCAUAAAAAGACUUCUAGAUUAGUUGAUGGUCCAUUUAUUUCAAAUAGUAGCUGGUUAACAAAUUCUAAAAUGUGUUUUUCAUCUGGAGUUGCACAAAGCCUUGGAAAUUCGUGUUGAGUGUCAUAAUAGAUAUGGAAAUUUGGAGGGAAAUGCAGAUGUGAAGGAUGGUGGUUAUCUGCAAGAAUGAGAGCUCUUCCAACCCCCUGAACACUAGGGGCUAGGGGAAGCUGGAGCUAUCCUUCUCGCUCUGGGGAUUGUGUGGGUGCUAUUAGUCCUUCCCAGGUAAUGUGCUCACCCAGAGAAGUGGUGUGAAGUGAACUUGGACUCGUUUGGAGUGAAAUGGACAGAAUCCGCCAAUGUUAUGAGUCUCCAACCCCAGUUUAAACCACUCCUAUGGCAGUUCAGGGCCACAGCUCUGAUCCUGCUGUGCCCCAGCUGAUGGCAUCAACUGGAAGGUGUUGUCCUUGGAGGCAGCAGUGUAGUUAUUUAGAGGAAAGGUUUGGGAAGGACUGGUUAAAAUGUGGGUCAGCCUGAAGCCUGGUCCCUUUCUCCUGAGGCCUUGGGGCUGUGUAUUAUAUGAAUGAUGGUGUCUUUUAAGUGAACUGUUCAUCAGCAAUUAAAAUAAUUACUUCAUACAUUGCUAAAGUCA